ACACUGCAGCACAGAGAGGAAGAAGCCAUUUCCACCAACUCAACUCUCUCUCUCUCUCUCUCUCUCUCUUGACAGAAAAAAGGAAAAUCUUUUCAUUGAUUUUUUUUUUCCCCUAGUUCAACUGUCGCGAACUUUUCUCGGGAACCAAACAAGAUGGCGCCAGAGUCAUCAGCAACAGAAGAUGAUGGAAAAGCUUGGGAAGAUGCUCUGAGAAAGAUGCUACCAGCAGGUGCGCCAUUGCCAGACGAAGAGCACCUCGAUUACUCAAUAGCCGUCGAAUACCAGGGUCCUCCAGUUCCUUACCAAGUCCCUAAGGUUGAUCCCCUUGACCUCGAUUCCAUUCCUGUUCUCUCUUCUACGGUCUCUACUGUUUCGGACCUUUCCUUGAUCCCGGUCGCCAUGCCGAUCCAUCCGAAGCACAACAGGUUCAAUCGAAUCAGAAAUGGAAAUGGAAAUGGAGUUGGAGUAGGAGGUUAUAGCAGGGAGCUCAAAACUCCCGAAGAAAGACAUAGAUUCUCUCCUGCUUCUGCUUCGGCUUCAAGAACUCAAUUCGAGCUACAGAGCAGCAACGAAGAAGUACAUGAAUUCACGAACGGAAUCAGAGAGGUUGAAGACUCGGAGGAGCCAAACGUGAACGGAGAAGGAAAACGAGCUCCGGUGGUGACAUUCAACACGCCAAGGGAUUCGGAGGAGGACGAAUCGGACGCGUACUCUAGCGCCGCCGAAUUCCCCGUAGGAUCGCGAGGCGAGAAGGAGAAAUGGUGGUCAAGGAAGCGAGGAGUGUGUUGUAGGUGUGGGAAAGGGAAUAGGUUGAAAGAGAGAGAGCUGUGUGUGGUUUGUGAUGCUAAGUACUGUAGUAACUGUGUGUUAAAGGCGAUGGGGUCGAUGCCGGAGGGGAGAAAGUGUGUGAGUUGUAUUGGGCAGCCGAUUGAUGAGGCGAGGCGAGGCGGGUUGGGAAAGAGUUCAAGGAUUUUGACAAAGGUUUGUAGUCCAUUGGAGGUUAAGCAGAUAAUGAAGGCAGAGAGGGAGUGUGCCUCCAACCAAUUAAGGCCGGAACAGUUGGUUGUGAAUGGGAGGCAGUUGCGGCAGGAGGAAUUGGCGGAGAUUCUCGGGUGUUCUAUGGCGCCGCAGAAGUUGAAGCCCGGGAAGUAUUGGUAUGAUAAGGAUUCUGGCCUUUGGGGAAAGGAGGGGGAGAAGCCUGAUCGGAUAAUAAGUUCCAAAUUGAAUGUUGGGGGUAAGCUUAAGCAGACUGCGAGUAAUGGGAGCACCAAAGUUUACAUUAAUGGCCGUGAGAUCACCAAGAUUGAGCUCAGAGUGUUGAAGUUGGCCAAUGUACAGUGCCCCCGGGAUACCCAUUUUUGGGUGUAUGAUGAUGGAACUUAUGAGGAAGAAGGUCAAAAUAACAUAAAGGGGAAUAUAUGGGGAAAGGCGUCCACUCGUUUCAUUUGCUCGUUACUUUCAUUGCCUGUUCCACCUGGUAAUCCUCAUGAGGUGAAAGAAGAUCCAGCCGUUAUUUCAGGUAGGUCUGUGCCUGAAUAUUUGGAGCAGGGAAGAAUUCAGAAACUUAUGUUAUUUGGGUUGGAAGGAUCUGGAACCGGCACCAUCUUCAAGCAGGCCAAGUUUUUGUAUGGGUACUUCACUCCAGAAGAGAAGCAGAAUAUCAAGCUGAUGAUUCAAAGCAAUAUGUACAAGUAUCUUGGUAUAUUACUUGAGGGCCGAGAGCAAUUUGAAGAGGAAGUAUUGAUGGAGAAAACAACUACUUCUUUGAAGACUGAAGAGUCUGCCCCAGGACCUGAUGAAAGCAAUGCAUGCAUCUAUUCAAUCAACCAAAGGUUCAAGCAUUUUUCUGAUUGGUUACUGGAUAUUGUGGCUACGGGAGACUUGGAUGCUUUCUUCCCAGCUGCUACACGUGAAUAUGCUCCAAUUGUAGAUGAAGUUUGGAGGGAUCCUGCCAUUCAGGAAACAUUCAAGAGAAGAGAGGAAUUGCAUUGUCUUCCUGAUGUUGCUAAAUAUUUCUUAGAUCGGGUUAUAGAGAUAUCAAGCAAUGAGUAUGAACCUUCAGACAAGGACAUUUUAUUUGCAGAGGGAGUCACCCAGAGCAAUGGUCUUGCCUUCAUGGAAUUCUCAUUUGAUGACAGAAGCCCCAUGUCUGAGACAUACAAUGAGAACUUCGAAUGCGCACCUCCCUUAACUAAAUACCAACUAAUUCGCAUAAAUUCUAAGGGACUGCAUGAUGGUUGCAAAUGGUUGGAAAUGUUUGAAGACGUGAGGGCAGUGAUAUUUUGUGUUUCCUUGAGCGACUAUGAUCAGAUGUGGGCCCAUGGUACUGGUCCUUUUCAUAAUAAAAUGCUUGCAAGCAGAGAUUUGUUUGAGAGUUUGGUGAGGCACCCUUGUUUCAAAGACACCCCUUUUGUGCUCCUGCUGAACAAAUACGAUGCCUUUGAAAACAAGAUAAACCAGGUUCCUUUGUCAACUUGUGAAUGGUUCAGAGACUUCAGCCCUGUGAAGCCUCAUCACAAUAGUCAGUCCCUGGCACAUCAGGCAUACUACUACGUGGCAGUCAAAUUUAAGGAGCUAUAUACUUCCAUAAGCGGGCGGAAGUUAUUCGCGUGCCAGACACGAGGUUGGGAGCGUACAUCAGUUGAUGAGGCAUUCAAGUAUAUAAGGGAGGUCCUCAAGUGGGAUGAAGAAAAGGAUGAAAAUAUGUAUGGAAUUGCUGGAGAUGAUUCAUUUUACAGUACAGAAAUGAGUUCCUCUCCAUAUAUUAGGCAGGAAUGAAUCUCUUUUUUGUUUAGCUUGGGUGAGCCAGCAGUUUGAAAUGAAUGAACGAGGACCUACUUUCCAUUUCCCAUACUUUUUGCUGCUCUGAAUAUUUGGUAGAUAUUUAGUGCUUAACAUGACAUGAUGGAGUAAAGGAAGUGAGGUCCAUAUGGCUGUAAAUGUGCUGUGAGCUGGUAAGUUCAGGAUUGUUGAGUACUUCAAAAUUAGCUUGAUCUGAUUUGCAAGAUUGUAAAUUUUUGGCAUAAUUUGCUUGCCUGUAUAGUAUAGAUUGUUCAACAUGAAUAAGUUUUCCUAAGUAAAUUUGUUAUAUUUGUUGUAAAUGAAGAAAUUCCCUUUUCUCAUUACACCUUCAUUCUGGAACUCACCAACAAUAAAUUUCAAUGAUAUGCUUGGCAACUCACCUUUGAGUUGUCUUAUUGGACUGGAUGA
Messenger RNA from Quercus lobata, 3210 nucleotides. RefSeq names its product extra-large guanine nucleotide-binding protein 3-like. Gene Ontology annotation, cellular component: heterotrimeric G-protein complex; cytoplasm. The transcript is spliced from 8 exons. Gene Ontology annotation, biological process: adenylate cyclase-modulating G protein-coupled receptor signaling pathway. Gene Ontology annotation, molecular function: G-protein beta/gamma-subunit complex binding; guanyl nucleotide binding; G protein-coupled receptor binding. Lineage: Eukaryota; Viridiplantae; Streptophyta; Magnoliopsida; Fagales; Fagaceae. The record is from RefSeq and is a predicted model, not a curated record. The coding region runs from base 154 to 2778 and encodes 874 amino acids.